Hymenoscyphus albidus is the source of this 732-nucleotide messenger RNA. Lineage: Eukaryota; Fungi; Ascomycota; Leotiomycetes; Helotiales; Helotiaceae. The record is from the annotation of a GenBank genome assembly.
AUGCAUCUCGCACCAUUCCUAGGCAUUGCUCUCGUCAGCACCUGUGCCAUCGUAUCAGCCAGCGCUAUAAUUCCGCGAGCACUUUCCGUGGAUGAAAUGCUUGCCUUCGUCGAUGGCGAAAUCCAAGUAGUAAACAAAGCCGCCUACCUCACGGAAACCGACAACCUGAUGCCGCCGCCGAACUUUACACACGCACUCCACAUGCGAGAUACUUUCGACUCUUCCCUCGUUAAACGAGGUUGCAAGCGUAAACACCACAUCAUAGUCAGCACAAACAUCCAGAGAUUUCUUGGGGAUGACGUCCCAAUGUCUACAGCCAUCAAAGCGGAUACUACAGACGUAACCAUCGCCGUGACAGACGGGUACGAAAUUGGGAAUUCGAUCACGACUUCUACGUCGGGCUCUGUCAAUUUCUUUUCGGAGAUGCUGGGCAUCUCUUUCGGGGUCGAGAAGGGAAGGACUUGGACGUCUUCUUAUUCGACCGCAUACACUUUUACCGUGCCAAAAGGAAACUAUGGGGUGGUUGUGAGCAACCUAUGGACUAACCGUCAUGAGGGGUACAAGAUGAGGGGUUGUGUUGGGGAAGCAGGGGAGAAGAUUUCUUAUUCGAGUGAUUCAUAUGAGAGUGGAGAGUAUAAUAAAUUGAGUUGGCCAAAGGGGACGAUUAGUAUUUGUACCUCGGAGGUGUAUCCUGUCGAGAAAUGCAGGGGGAAUGGAUUUAUUGAUUCGUAA